Messenger RNA from Ricinus communis (castor bean), 909 nucleotides. RefSeq names its product protein OXIDATIVE STRESS 3 LIKE 2. Lineage: Eukaryota; Viridiplantae; Streptophyta; Magnoliopsida; Malpighiales; Euphorbiaceae. The transcript is spliced from 2 exons. The record is from RefSeq and is a predicted model, not a curated record. The coding region runs from base 178 to 759 and encodes 193 amino acids.
UUUAUCAUUGUGUAUAUAAGCUCCCCUUAAAGGACGGAUUCAAGAAUGUCUCAAGCUCCAUACUUGGUGUGAUACACAAGUUUGUUCUUCUUUCUUUCUUGGAUCUUCAAAUAUUUAUGCACUUCCUUUUUCUUCUUGUUCUUGGAAACAAGUACUGCUCAUAUCAUAUAGUCUUCCAUGGAUGAAGGUAAUAAAGAGCAAAUGCUUCAAGCUCCAGCUUUGGUGCUAAAACAUAAUAGGCAUGCAAAGCAUCAAGAUCAAUGGAUGAUCAUGGAAGGUGAUGAAAUUGAGGGUGAUAUUUAUAACACAUCUUCUUCCUUUGGUAAUUCAAGUACGACUAACGGAUCAACUUCUUCAUCAUCAGAUUUAGUAGAUGAUGCAUCUUCGCCAACCUCAACCUUAUCUACAUCAUCUUCAAAUUCUACUGCCGGUCCUUUGUUUGAAUUAUCAGAGCUCAUGGCCCAUCUACCCAUCAAGAGAGGAUUAUCCAGUUUUUAUCAAGGGAAGUCUCAGUCAUUUACAUCUCUAUCAAGGGUAGCAAGCAUUGAAGACCUUCCAAAGAAGGAAACUCCUUGUAGAAGGAAAAUGAAGGCAUCCAAGAGCUGUGCAAAUGGAUUGGAUUCCUACAAACCAUACACCCUCCCAAAAGCCAUAAUAUCAAAGAAGGUUCCAAGGUCAUGUUUAUCUUUUCCAGGUAGAAGAGGCAGUUUUUUAAGUAAUAGCAGGCCUCCUCUAUCUCCUAUUCAAAAGAAGAUUUAAUGAGUUUUUUUUCUUCUUUUUUUUUUUGAAAUAAGAAGAUUUAAUGAGUUAUUGCUUGAAUUAUGUUUAUAUAUAUUGAUGUACACCAUCAUUUUUUGAUUGUACAUAACAUGAUCAUAAUAAAGAAAUAUCGAAAUACUUGAGAGCCUA